CAGCUGGAGUUUCUGGCUCCUGUACGAUUCACGGAGAUGUGAUACGUUUACUUGUUCGCACAUUUUGUCAUGCGUAUUUUAUGAGAUAAUUAAAGUAUAGGCUGUCUAUUUGUUUACUUAGAAUCACUCAGCGGUUCGUAUAAUUGUUAACGAAAAUAAGUUUACCUUGUUAACCUAAAAAUGAUGCAAGCAUCCAGAAACGUCGCGCGCACUUUACUUUCCACAUGGCAAUCUGUAUCUGCAACGCCAGCGGCUGGUUUAAAGGUCUUUCGUUCUCCAGUAAAGUUUGGCGAGAUUGAAUUCCCGGAACGAGCGAGACUCAGAGUAGUGGAAAAAGUGCCGCAGUAUCCAGCGGGGAUGCGUCCUCCCAAGAUGCAAAAGCGACUGAGAUACAUGCGGGGUCCGGAGGAGGUGCACAAUAGUCUCAUGUACAGGCAAUUCGGCAUCGUUGCUCUGAAAGGAGGUAGAUUGAGAUAUGGUCACUUCGAGAUGAUACGUAUGACAAUCGGUAGAAAACUCGAUCAACAAAGGAUGUUUGCAAUCUGGCGUGUGGAUCCACCGUGGCAGCCAGUUACAAAAAAGGGACAAGGAAUGCGUAUGGGUGGAGGUAAAGGUGCUAUUGACCACUAUGUCACCCCCAUUAAAGCGGGACGAGUCAUCGUAGAAAUCGGUGGCCAUUGUGAAUAUUUUGAGGUAAAGCGAGUAUUAACGCAAGUUGCAAAUCAACUACCGUUCGAAGCCAAAGCUGUCAACCAAGAGAUUUUAGAUAGACACGCAGCUAAAGAAAAACGGCUCGAAGAGAACAAUCAACAUCUUUGGACGUGGAAAUAUAUGGUUCAGAACAACAUGCUCGGUUGUAAUAGAUGGAUAUCACCAGUUGAUAAAUUAUGGUUCAAUAAACAUCGUUAAUAACGAAAAAGUAAAACUGAAAAA
This is a messenger RNA of Vollenhovia emeryi, 933 nucleotides long. RefSeq names its product 39S ribosomal protein L16, mitochondrial (gene mRpL16). Gene Ontology annotation, cellular component: ribosome; mitochondrial large ribosomal subunit. The record is from RefSeq and is a predicted model, not a curated record. Bases 181 to 909 code for a protein of 242 amino acids. Lineage: Eukaryota; Metazoa; Arthropoda; Insecta; Hymenoptera; Formicidae. Gene Ontology annotation, biological process: mitochondrial translation. Gene Ontology annotation, molecular function: structural constituent of ribosome; rRNA binding. The transcript has 6 exons.